This is a messenger RNA of Kluyveromyces lactis, 1245 nucleotides long. RefSeq lists its product as uncharacterized. Bases 1 to 1245 code for a protein of 414 amino acids. The transcript has a single exon. Gene Ontology annotation, cellular component: membrane. The record is from RefSeq and is a predicted model, not a curated record. Lineage: Eukaryota; Fungi; Ascomycota; Saccharomycetes; Saccharomycetales; Saccharomycetaceae. Gene Ontology annotation, biological process: regulation of peptide transport.
AUGACUGGAUCGAUCAGGUCGCAGUCCAAGAAAUGGACACUAGGUUUAGUACUACUAGGAGUGGUCGUUCUAUUAUGGGUUUUGUCUUCAUUCCUGAUAAAUAUGAUCUUCGAAGAUAACUCGUAUAGGAAACCAUUUUUCAUCACGUAUUUGAAUACGGCUUCGUUCAUCUUUUAUUUAGUACCCACUUUCAAAAACGUAUGGCAUAAGUACAAGACUACAGGGAAACUUAAUAUCCACGAUGAGUUAAUUUUGGAGGAAGAAGGUCAAGCAAUACCGAAUGGUACUGCAAAUAACAACACUCACGUUGGGACAGAUUCUGAUGAUGACGAUACUGCCGCUACCGUUGUCGAUGAGCAUAGUUCUUUGGUCUCAAAGGAUUCAUCUGACCCGACCAUUAAGCUACCGCUUCGUUCCACUAUCAAACUUAGUGCACAAUUUUGUAUCCUUUGGUUUUUGGCAAAUUUAGUUACCAAUGCUUCUCUAAGCUAUACUUCAGUGGCAUCCCAAACCAUUUUAUCAUCAACUUCGUCGUUCUUCACUUUGCUAGUUUCUGCUUUGUGUCAUGUCGAAUCCGUAAAUAAGAUCAAAGUGCUCGGAAGCAUUGUAUCUUUCAUUGGAAUCAUUAUGGUCACUAAAUCCGACUACUCUUAUGUGACUGCAUCCAAGAUCCACUUUGCAAUUCCUUACAAAUUUCAUAACGGUAUCGAUUAUGACAAUACAAGUCCUGUUACCAUAAUUAUAGGUAACAUUUUAGCUUUAGCAGGUGCAUUGUUUUACGGGGUUUAUUCGACGUUGUUGAAAUUGAAAGUUCAAGAUGAAUCAAGAAUUAACAUGAAGAUUUUCUUUGGUUUCGUUGGUUUAUUUACUUUGGUAUUUCUAUGGCCUGCCCUAAUAUUAUUACACUUCACUGGCAAGGAAACCUUCGAAUGGCCCUCUUCGCCAAGAGUUUUAUCAAUUAUUUUGACCAACUGUCUCAUCACCUUUAUCUCAGAUUUUUGCUGGGCAAAAGCUAUGCUCCUUACAUCUCCUCUCAUUGUAACAGUUGGCUUGAGUACCACUAUUCCAUUAGCAAUGGUCGGAGAUUUCGUCUUCAAAGAAAAACCAAUGACCGCAUUGUACCUAUUCGGUGCUGUCUUAAUCUGUGGUUCUUUUUUCAUCGUUAAUAGGAACGCAGAAGAAGAAACUAUUAACCAUGUAAUAGAUGAAAUGGCGGACAACAAUCAACUGAGAUAUUCUGUAUGA